CCCCCUCCGCCCCGGGUGCUGUCAGGGUUCCCCGGAUGGACUAACGGACUAUUGAGGUGUGGGCUAGAGCGGGGCAACAGAGUGUUCAGUGGGCGGCGAGAGGCGGGCGGCGGCCCAGAAGGAUCCUGGGAGCGCGUCCGGCUCCCGCCAGACGCGGGGGUCGACAAGGGCCGCUGGGCUGCAGCCCCCAGCCGAGCCUCUAGGGCCUUCCAGUCGUGGCCGGUGCUUCAGUCCCUGACGCUUUGCCCAGAGUACAGGCCUCCAAGCCCAGCCUCGCCCGCCGGAGUCCGAAGACCCUCUGGUCAUGUCCAUCGUGGGCGAAGCGGGAGGGUCAGACGGCUCCAACGCUCGGGCGGCGCCCGGAACCCCAGGCUCGCGGCCCCAGUUUCCGGCCGGUGGAGGCGCUCAGCGGCCCGAGGCCACGGAAGCGGGCUCGUGGGACCGGGCCGGGACCGGACCGGAGAUGGCGCCGCCGGCGGGUGGCGCGGCUGCGGCCUCGGACCCUGGCUCGGCCGCGGUGCUCCUGGCCGUGCACGCCGCGGUGAGGCCGCUGGGUGCUGGGCCGGACGCAGAGGCGCAGCUGCGGAGGCUGCAGCUGAGCGCGGACCCCGAGCGACCAGGGCGCUUCCGGCUGGAGCUGCUUGGCGCGGGGCCCGGGGCGGUCAGUUUGGAGUGGCCCUUGGAGUCCAUCUCCUACAUCGUCCGAGGCCCCAGCCAGCAUGAGCUGCAGCCUCCACCAGGAGGGCCUGGGACUCUCAGCCUACACUUUGCCAACCCUCAGGAAGCUCAGCGGUGGGCAGCCCUGGUCCGAGGUGCCAUCGUGGAAGGACAGAAUGGCAGUGACAGCCUAGCCCCAGCCCUGGGCUCAGAAACGUGCCCCGUUUCCUCGCCCAGUCUCCUUGAAGUGCCUGCAACCAAGGCCCCCCAGCCCAAGGUGGAUCUUCUUUGGCGCCCCGGAGACUUGAUGGAGAAAGAGGACCUAGCAGGGCACCUGACCCGGGCCAUAGAGGGUGGGGAUGAGAAGCGGGCAGCCCAAGCAGCAGCCAUCCUGGCCCAGCAUCAUGUGGCCCUCAGCAUCCAGCUCCAGGAGGCCUGCUUCCCUCCUGGCCCCAUCAGGCUACAGGUUACAGUUGAAGAUGCGGCAUCCUCUGCCCACAUCUCGCUGCCAGUCCACCCCCACUCCACCAUCGGGGCCCUCCAGGAGCAGGUAUUCUCGGAGUUCGGCUUCCCACCGGCUGUGCAGCGCUGGGUCAUCGGGAGGUGCCUGUGUGUCCCCGAAUACAGCCUUGCUUUCUAUGGGGUCCGGCGGGAUGGGGACCCUGCUUUCCUCUACCUGCUCUCAGCCCCCCGAGAGGUCCCAGGACGCACUCCUCAGCGCCCCCAGAAGACGGAUGGGGAACUAGGCCGCCUGCUUCCUCAGUCACCGGGGCUACCCCAAGCCCCGCAGCCAGCUGGCUCCAGCCUGCCCAACCCCCUUCAGCCCGGCUGGCCCUGCCCUUCCUGCACCUUCAUCAACGCCCCAAGCCGACCUGGCUGUGAGAUGUGCAGCACCCAGAGGCCGUGUGCUUGGGACCCCCUUCCCACAGCCCCCACCCAGCAGCUACCAAAGGUCACAAGGAGAGAGGACGGCCCUUCCCUUCCAGGCCCAAGGUCUCUGGACCCCCUCCUGAACCUCUCAGGGAACCUGUGCUGACAGACCGCUCGCUGGAGACAAAGCCAGAGUUGCCGGGGAGGGGCUGUGAGCUGGAGUCAUUAAAUACACUUGUGAGCCA
Molecule: messenger RNA, 1772 nt
Organism: Mesoplodon densirostris (Blainville's beaked whale)
Lineage: Eukaryota; Metazoa; Chordata; Mammalia; Artiodactyla; Ziphiidae
Gene: SHARPIN
Product: SHANK associated RH domain interactor
Exons: 9
Coding region: 305-1693 (462 amino acids)
Biological process (GO): positive regulation of canonical NF-kappaB signal transduction; proteasome-mediated ubiquitin-dependent protein catabolic process; protein linear polyubiquitination
Cellular component (GO): LUBAC complex
Molecular function (GO): ubiquitin-protein transferase activity; ubiquitin binding
Source: RefSeq, a predicted model, not a curated record